Molecule: messenger RNA, 321 nt
Organism: Lottia gigantea (owl limpet)
Lineage: Eukaryota; Metazoa; Mollusca; Gastropoda; Lottiidae
Exons: 3
Coding region: 1-321 (106 amino acids)
Source: RefSeq, a predicted model, not a curated record
AUGGGACCUGUACAAUGCUGUGUCGGUAUGUUGUUAGUAGUCGGUAUAUGCCAGGGGAGGUAUUUGUCCGGAUAUGACGACGGUGAUGUAGAUUCGACAGACAUAAAUCAACCAGAAUUAGUGUUACCAAAUUUAUUCUACCCAGAAUAUUAUGUGCCGUCCUCCAAUAGUCUUUACAAGAAAAGAAACAGUAAUUCAAAUUUAGGUAAUUCUAAAAGAGGAACAUUUCACGAUUUGAUUGAAAGAUUAUUGGCGUUACGAGGUGAUAUGAGAUCGUCUGCAAGAAAAUCACAAAUGAGAUUUGGUGGCGGCAGACGAUAA